Messenger RNA from Eruca vesicaria subsp. sativa (arugula), 300 nucleotides. NCBI's taxonomy places the organism in Eukaryota, Viridiplantae, Streptophyta, Magnoliopsida, Brassicales, Brassicaceae. The record is from the annotation of a GenBank genome assembly.
AUGUCAUCUGUUCGUCAGGUUGUUGGCAAGAAGUAUGUAAGGCUUUAUCCAUCCUCAUUGCAAGACGAACUUUACCCUUAUUCUGAGACAAUGCUUUGCAACUCUAGCCAGGUUGAUCUCGACAACAUUGACAAGAACGAGUUUCCAAAGGCGGCGGGGCUAGAGUUUAUGGAUUGUAUCCUAGAGGAAGGAGAAAUGCUGUACAUCCCUCCCAAAUGGUGGCACUAUGUCAGGUCUUUAACAAUGAGUUUCUCGGUUAGCUUCUGGUGGAGCAAUGAAACAGAGUCCUCUGACUCGUAG